Messenger RNA from Ilyonectria robusta, 2026 nucleotides. Its product is annotated as NUC091 domain-containing protein. NCBI's taxonomy places the organism in Eukaryota, Fungi, Ascomycota, Sordariomycetes, Hypocreales, Nectriaceae. Gene Ontology annotation, molecular function: GTP binding. The record is from RefSeq and is a predicted model, not a curated record. The transcript has 3 exons. The coding region runs from base 78 to 1949 and encodes 623 amino acids. Gene Ontology annotation, cellular component: nucleolus.
GUUGGAGGAUAAAUUCCUGGGACCGCCUUCUUCCUCUACCAUUCCUCACACUCAGUCUACCCAACCAACUUUUCACAAUGGGUACUGGGAAAAAGGAGGCUUCUAGGCGCGCGCGCCAGGGCAAAGGCGGCGAUGGCCUUAACAAUGUUCGGACCAAGGGCGAGAACUUCUAUCGCGAUGCGAAGAAGGUCAAGACCCUGAGCAUGUACAAGGAGGGAAGGGCGCAGAGGAAUGCCAAUGGUGAUAUCACCGUUGCUGCUACCUACCAGUCGAGAGACGUCCCCAACGCCCGGAUCGAGCCGAACCGCAAGUGGUUUACCAACACCCGAGUGGUUUCCCAGGAUACCCUCAAGGCGUUCCGUGAAGCGAUGGAUGAGAAGGCCAAGGACCCGUACCAGGUUCUUCUCAAGUCCAACAAGCUGCCCAUGAGCUUGAUUCGAGACGGUGGCAAGGACACCCAGAACGGCGUCAAGCAGCACCAGGCCAAGAUGACUGUCGAGACCGCGCCCUUUUCAGAUGUCUUCGGCCCGAAGGCACAGCGGAAGCGUGUCAAGCUUGGUGUCAGCAGUCUUACCGACCUGGCCGAUGACACUGAGAAGAGCAUGGACACCUACCAAGAUCGCCUCGAGCAAGCCAGGUUGCUGAGUGGUACUUCUGGCGACGCCGAUGUUGAUGACAACGACAAGCCCCUCACCAUGGCCAUCGAGCCCGUCUUUGACAAGGGUCAGAGCAAGCGAAUCUGGAACGAACUUUACAAGGUCAUGGACUCUUCUGACGUCGUCAUCCAUGUGCUUGAUGCUCGAGACCCCCUCGGCACCAGAUGCUUGAGUGUCGAGAAGUACUUGAAGGAGGAAGCCCCCCACAAGCACUUGAUCUUUGUUCUGAACAAGUGUGACUUGGUCCCUACGAGCGUCGCGGCUGCUUGGGUUCGUCGUCUCUCUAAAGAGUACCCAACUCUAGCAUUCCACGCUAGCAUUAACAACUCCUUUGGAAAGGGUUCUCUCAUCCAACUUCUACGCCAAUUCUCUUCCCUGCACUCGGAUCGAAAGCAGAUCUCUGUCGGUCUGAUCGGUGGUCCCAACACCGGCAAGUCGUCCAUUAUCAACACUCUCCUCAAGAAGAAGGUCUGCACUGUGGCCCCCAUUCCUGGUGAGACCAAGGUGUGGCAAUAUGUUGCCUUGAUGAAGCGCAUUUACCUCAUCGAUUGCCCCGGUGUCGUACCCCCAUCCAGCACAGAUACCCCGACCGACCUGGUUCUUCGCGGUGUUGUGCGAGUGGAGAAGGUUGAGCACCCUGAGCAAUACAUCACUGCUCUCUUGGGCAAGGUGAAGCAGCGUCAUAUGGAGAAGACCUAUGAGCUCACGGGAUGGACCAACUCUACCGAGUUUUUGGAGCUCCUUGCCCGAAAGGGUGGCCGUCUCCUCAAGGGCGGCGAGCCCGAUCUGGACGGAGUGGCCAAGAUGGUCCUGAAUGACUUCAUGAGAGGAAAGAUCCCUUGGUUCACCCCUGCUCCCGCUGCGGAAGACGACGAGGAUGAUAAGAAGGUUGGAGGUCGUGAAGGCAGACUCGGAGAAAUGCCCAGAAAGCGAAAGACUGAGGAGACGGUUGAGGACCCCGACGAGGCCGCCGAGGCACAGCUGCAACUGGAAGCCAGCGCAGCUACUCUGAAGGAGGAUGACGAGUCAGAGGAGGAGUCGGAGGAAGUCUUCGAAGGAUUUGGCAGUGACACGGAGGAGGCGAGGUCCAGGAAACCUUCCUUCGGCGCUACAGUCGACGGAGGGAGUGAGGCUGAGAGCAAUGCCGAUGAUGUCAUAUCAAUCGGUGGCUCUGAUGAGGAGGAGGAGCCUGAGGCCCAGCCCAAAGUGCCCCAACCCCAGUCUGAUAAUGAUGAAGAGGAGGGACGCAAGGCUGAUCGACCCAGCAAGCGACGGAGGAUCUCGAUGGACUGAAAAGGGUUGUUUGCACCUUCGAUCCAUGUUGUUGCGGGCCAACUGAACAACCAAACGAGCCCGAUCGUCACUCUGCU